Messenger RNA from Closterium sp. Naga37s-1, 999 nucleotides. NCBI's taxonomy places the organism in Eukaryota, Viridiplantae, Streptophyta, Zygnematophyceae, Desmidiales, Closteriaceae. The record is from the annotation of a GenBank genome assembly.
AUGAGGAGCGCGGGGUCCGCAGGCAAGGGCGGUCGCGCCAAGUCCAACUGGCCCGACACCCCCAACGCGUUUCAAACUCUAGCGCCUCGGAAACGCGACGAGGCACGUGUCGUUCUUACCGCUAUCGCCGCCACUGCUGCUCCUGCCGUCGCCGCCCCUGCUCGCUGCUUCCCCGGCUAUUCUCGCCAACCUGUCUGCACUCCGCUUAUUCCGCUCCCCCAACCCAACCCCGCUCUCCCGCACGCGCCUCUUUCCCCCUCGGCAUUGCCAUGGACUUCAUUCCUCGCCCCUGUGUCCCCAACUUUCCGCCUUCCCCCUCUCGCCCCUCCCCUUGUUCCCGCUCUCUCCCCAUUCCUCCCCGCCCAGCCCUCCCCCUUCUCCCCCUGGCUCGCGCGCGCGCUGCUGUUCCUCCCCGGCCUCGCCACAGGCUUCAUUCUCGGCCGCCUGCUGGGGGGAAGCGGGGGAAGCGGAAAGGCCGCAGGGGGGAAGAAGGGGGAGCUGACGGCAGGAGGCGGGGGGAGCAGUAGCGGGCGGAAGGGGGGCGGAGGCAGCGCGGGGGGGAGGUCAGCGCCAGCGUUUGGGGGGAAGGCGGAGACGGAGGGGGCGGGGGGGCUGGUGGUGGGGCGGGGGAGUGAGCUGAAAAUGGUGCUGGUGGUGCGGCAGGAUCUCAAGAUGAGUUCUGGGAAGAUCGCCGCCCAGUGUGCCCACGCAGCAGUGGGUAUUCUCACCGACCUCCAAACAAGCAAUAAGGCAUUACUGCGGCAUUACGAGGCGUGUGGGCAGCCCAAGAUAGUGGUCUCCUGCAGCAACCUCAAGGAGAUGAACGAGCUGAGAGGGAAGGCACAGCAGCACCGGUUGCCAGUCUUUACUGUCUGCGAUGCUGGCAGGACUCAGGUGGCAGCAGGGUCCAAGACAGUGCUAGCAGUGGGACCAGGUCCGUGCUCCCUCGCCUCGUUUCACUUAUCGCUUCCUCCCACCCAUACUCUUGUUCUUCUCUAG